Molecule: messenger RNA, 588 nt
Organism: Erinaceus europaeus (western European hedgehog)
Lineage: Eukaryota; Metazoa; Chordata; Mammalia; Eulipotyphla; Erinaceidae
Gene: POLR2L
Product: RNA polymerase II, I and III subunit L
Exons: 2
Coding region: 104-307 (67 amino acids)
Biological process (GO): transcription by RNA polymerase II; transcription by RNA polymerase I; tRNA transcription by RNA polymerase III
Cellular component (GO): RNA polymerase I complex; RNA polymerase II, core complex; RNA polymerase III complex
Molecular function (GO): DNA-directed RNA polymerase activity; DNA binding; zinc ion binding
Source: RefSeq, a predicted model, not a curated record
GCGUCAUUCCGCCCGCUGCUGCGUCGGUGCGUCAUUCCGCCCGCUGCUGCGUCGGCGCGUCCUCCCUCCGGCCCGCUAGUCCGCCGCCGCCGCCGCCGCCGCCAUGAUCAUCCCCGUGCGCUGCUUCACCUGCGGGAAGAUCGUCGGCAACAAGUGGGAGGCCUACCUGGGGCUGCUGCAGGCCGAGUACACGGAGGGGGACGCCCUGGACGCGCUGGGGCUGAAGCGCUACUGCUGCCGCCGGAUGCUGCUGGCCCACGUGGACCUGAUCGAGAAGCUGCUCAACUACGCGCCGCUCGAGAAGUGACCAAGCGACCGGGUCCGAGCCCCCGCCCCAGUGGGGAGCCAGGCCGCGGCCGCGGGAGACUCCGGGGACACCCACCGAGGGCGCUGCCCCUCCGCGACAGCUGUGUCCACCGCUGCGGCCGGCCGGUCCGGUCCGGUCCCGGGAGGCGCUGCCCAGCAGGAAGGACCUCCGGGAAGGCGCCGGGGUCUGGGGGGCCCGAGGGCCCAGAGCUGCGUCCCUGCCAGACCCGAGCGAGGGCGGCUUUUCUCCCGAAUCUUUCUCAAUAAAAUCUUAAGAGCAUC